Messenger RNA from Eublepharis macularius, 339 nucleotides. RefSeq names its product zinc finger protein 707-like. The record is from RefSeq and is a predicted model, not a curated record. Gene Ontology annotation, biological process: regulation of DNA-templated transcription. Lineage: Eukaryota; Metazoa; Chordata; Lepidosauria; Squamata; Eublepharidae. Bases 64 to 339 code for a protein of 91 amino acids. The transcript has 4 exons.
CAAAGACCCCCCUUGGCCAUUUCUCUGCUGUUUCCUCUGUGUGGUGAGGGGAAAAGACCAGCCAUGCAGCCAGCGCAGGGUCGGGUGUCCUUCGAAGAGGUGGCUGUGCAUUUCUCCAAGGGGGAGUGGAGCCUGCUGAGCCCAGCGCAGCGAGCCCUGUACAAGGAAGUCAUGCUGGAGAAUUUUGGGACCGUGGCCUCUCUGGGACCUGAGAUUGCCAAACCUGACCUCAUUUCCAGGCUGGAAGGAGGAGAAGAGCCAUUUCUCCUGAUCGCUGAUGCCAAAGAGGGACUGGCAGGCCUUGGUCCCAAGUUGCUAGACCUCAGCGUCGAGCCUUGA